Messenger RNA from Corylus avellana, 1304 nucleotides. RefSeq names its product homoarginine-6-hydroxylase 2-ODD-C23. The record is from RefSeq and is a predicted model, not a curated record. NCBI's taxonomy places the organism in Eukaryota, Viridiplantae, Streptophyta, Magnoliopsida, Fagales, Betulaceae.
AGCUCGGGAUCCGGAAAGCAAUGAAAUCUAAAGGAAUCUUGGUCGCUUCAUUUUCAGUAAGCUCGUACCUGCGAGAGACAGAGAGACAGAGAGCAGAAAAGAGUAGUAUCCCAAGUCAUGUCCACCGACUUCAAGUACAUCCCAAUUAUCGAUAUAAGUCCUCUUCUGGCCAGGUGUGAUGAUCCAAAAAUGGCGGAGGACCCAGGCGUGUAUGAAGUUGUUAGACAAUUAGACCAGGCUUGUAGAGAGGCAGGAUUCUUCUACGUGAAGGGCCAUGGUAUUCCCGAUUCCCUAAUUAAAGAGGUGAAAAAAGUGAGCCACAAUUUUUUUCAACUCCAAUAUGAAGAAAAAAUUAAAAUCAAGAUGACUGCCGCAACGGGGUUCAGAGGAUACCAGAGAGUAGGAGAAAAUAUAACCAAAGGCGUGCCUGACAUGCACGAAGCUAUUGAUUGCUAUAGAGAAGUGAAAGAAGGUAUGUAUGGAGAGCUUGGCAAAACUAUGCAAGGAUGUAACCAAUGGCCAUGUAAUCCUCCGAACUUUAAAGAACUAAUGGAGGAGUAUAUUAGCCUCUGUAAAGACCUUUCAAGGAAAAUUUUGCGGGGAAUUGCUUUAGCAUUGGGGGGGUCACCAGAUGAAUUUGAAGGUGAAAGAGCUGGGGAUGCAUUUUGGGUGAUGCGAAUUAUAGGUUACCCAGGCGCGUCCACAACGAAUGGUCCAGGCCCCAUAAAUGACAUCGGAUGUGGAGCUCACACUGACUAUGGUUUGUUGACAUUGGUUAAUCAGGAUGAUGAUAUUACUGCCCUACAGGUAAGAAACCUGUCGGGUGAAUGGAUAUCAGCUCCUCCAAUUCCUGGAACAUUUGUCUGCAACAUUGGUGACAUGCUUAAGAUUUACUCAAAUGGGUUGUAUGACUCAACCUUGCACCGCGUUAUGAACAACUCUCCAAGAUAUCGAGUCUGUGUAGCCUAUUUCUAUGAGACAAACUUUGAGACGGCAGUGGAGCCUUUGGAAAUUUGUAAACAGAGGACAGCAGGAGCUAAGAAGUUCGAAAGAGCUGUUUAUGGGGAGCAUUUAGUGAGCAAGGUCCUGACAAAUUUCGAUUAAUCUCGUUAUUGUUUGGAGAAACUUUACUUUAGAUCCUUCAAACUACCACACGUUUUAAGAAGACCCUCAUAAAUUUAAAAAACUCUCAAUUUCACCCAUCAUACUUUCAAUUUGAUGCAAUUUCAAUUGUUUUGUGUAAUCCAAUAAAAAUAUGUCAAGUUCUAUCGACAAGAUCCACUUAAGAAUAUUGGAAUUUCUCU